Molecule: messenger RNA, 1994 nt
Organism: Chiroxiphia lanceolata (lance-tailed manakin)
Lineage: Eukaryota; Metazoa; Chordata; Aves; Passeriformes; Pipridae
Product: vasoactive intestinal polypeptide receptor 1-like
Exons: 13
Coding region: 10-1278 (422 amino acids)
Biological process (GO): cell surface receptor signaling pathway; adenylate cyclase-modulating G protein-coupled receptor signaling pathway
Cellular component (GO): plasma membrane
Molecular function (GO): peptide hormone binding; vasoactive intestinal polypeptide receptor activity; G protein-coupled peptide receptor activity
Source: RefSeq, a predicted model, not a curated record
GUUCCAGCCAUGGGGGUCCCAUGGCAGCCACCCCCGAGGCUGCUGGUCCUGCUGUUCGUCCUGCCGGUGCUCCAGGUGCAAGGGACACAUCCCGACUGUUCCGUCGUCUUCUAUUUCCAAAAGCAAGAAGAGGAAUGUCUGAAGAUUAUCAGGAGUGAGAGCCAAGCUCCAGGAACCCCUGGGCAGGAAGGCUGCCGGACCGAGUGGGACGGGCUGAGCUGCUGGUCGGCCGUGCCCGUCGGCCAGUCCCGAGCCAUCGCCUGCCCCGACAUCCUCCACGUCUUCAAGAAGUCCAAAGUGCUGAUCCAGAGGAACUGCACCGAGCUGGGAUGGAGCUCCCCCAGCCCUCCCUACCACAGUGCCUGCGAGCUGGAGGCCCUUGGCAGCAACAACGACACUGAGGCCAAGAAAGGCUAUUUUGUCACCAUGAAGGUGCUUUACACCUGUGGCUACUCCACGUCCCUGGCAGCCUUGUUCUUGGCCAUCGGCAUCUUCUCCUGCUUCAGGAAGCUGCACUGCACCAGGAACUCCAUCCACAUCCACUUCUUCACCUCCUUCGUGCUGCGGGGGACUGCUGUGUUCAUCAAGGACAGAGUCCUCUUCUCAGACGAGUCCAUCGACCACUGCACGAUGUCAACAGUGAACUGCAAAGCAGCCAUCGCCUUCUUCCAGUACUCGGUCCUGGCCAACUUCUACUGGCUGCUGGUGGAGGGCCUGUACCUGCAGACCCUGCUGCUGCUCACCUUCACCUCCGACAGGAGGUACAUCUGGUGGUACAUCCUCAUCGGCUGGGGUGUCCCCAUGGUGACAGUGGCUGUGUGGGUGGUCACCAGGCUGCAGUAUGACAACCAUGGGUGCUGGGAUGAUUAUGCCAGCCUGUACUGGUGGGUGAUCAAGGCUCCCAUCCUCCUGGCCAUAUUUGUGAACUUCCUCAUCUUCCUCAAUGUCACCAGGAUGUUGGCACAGAAGAUCCGGUCCCCAGACAUCAGCAAAAACUACAAGCAGCAGUACAUGAGGCUGACCAAGUCCACGCUGCUGCUCAUCCCUCUCUUCGGGGUGCACUACAUGGUGUUCGCCCUCUUCCCCGAGCACGUCGGCGUCGGUGCCCGGCUGUACUUCGAGCUGGUCCUCGGCUCCUACCAGGGGUUCCUGGUGGCUCUGCUGUACUGUUUCCUGAACGGGGAGGUCCAGGCUGAGAUCAAGAGGAACUGGGGCAAGUGGCAGUUGUCCAUGGAGAGCAACGUCUUCAACCUGGUGACCCAGGACUUCACAGCAUGAUGAGGACGGCGGCUGGGGGGGAAACACCCCCUCGGGGGGGAAGGGGGGAGGGUUGGUGCAGCUCCAUGGCUACAGUCCCAGAAAGGCCAAAAAAAAAAAGAUUUUGGAUGUUCUGGGUCUGGUAUCCUCAGAGUGUGGUGUGAAUGGCUGUAGGAAAGGCUCUGCCUGCUCAGGUGCUGGUGGCACUUUAUGGCUCUGUGUGACAGUGCCUCACCCACUCAAAGCUCUCUUUGGGCUUUGGUCAGAAUUUUAGGUAGAGUAAAGAGAACUUCUCCGCUCUUCUACCCCAAGACCAGGCAGGAAACCCAAUUAUCAUUUCACAAAGGGCAGUUGGUGUUUUUCAUUUGCACUGGAAUGAAAAAAAAAAGUGGUCCUGACACUGAAGGCAUUUUUUGAUGGCUGUUCCCUCUCUUCCUUAGUGUACAAAACCAUUUCCCUCAUGGGAAGAUGCCUAAACACAGCCAGGAGCCUUUCUGAGGGUGGGAGAAGCAAAUAGAGAGAGAGACAAAACUCCCUACAAGAGUUCCCCAGUGGCCUCUUGACUCAGUUCCUCCCUGAUUUCCAAAAUGUUCCCCUCUCUCCCAUGCCCAUUGAUUCAACUGGGGGAUACAUUCCACCACUCCCUGGGCCUUUGCACUGAGGAAUGGGACAGUUUGCAAUCAGCAGGACUCACUGGCUUCCCUGGGGACUCAUUUUCCAGGGAUAGCAAGUUUUGU